This is a messenger RNA of Silurus meridionalis, 2769 nucleotides long. It is a transcript of the gene zmpste24, whose product is annotated as zinc metallopeptidase, STE24 homolog. Gene Ontology annotation, cellular component: endoplasmic reticulum membrane. The transcript is spliced from 10 exons. The coding region runs from base 292 to 1704 and encodes 470 amino acids. The record is from RefSeq and is a predicted model, not a curated record. Gene Ontology annotation, molecular function: metalloendopeptidase activity. Lineage: Eukaryota; Metazoa; Chordata; Actinopteri; Siluriformes; Siluridae. Gene Ontology annotation, biological process: CAAX-box protein processing.
UACAUUUUUUGGUUGCUCACUCCAUUUCACAUGAAUGGAGAAGGAACUAGUAACAAGCCCAUGACGUGACAUUUUUUUGAGAAAUUAGUCAAGUCCUCUUUUUACUACCUGUUUCUACGUGUUAGUGGUUUGAGAGUCUGUGCUGUUGAGUGGAGCUGUGCGGUGUGUGUUGAUAGAGGUUGAAGCUACACAUAACGAGGCAGCUAGCUCCUGAUCAACUGACUAGCCGCGGUAUCGCCGCACCACUGUCUUGUCGUGUCACGUGCAAAAACAAAACAUAUCGUAAUAAAAAUGUUGAAAGAAAUCCUCGAUCUGCCUCCUGAGGAGCAAAUAUUUUACGCCGUCUUGCUGUUUUCGUGGACGGUGUACCUUUGGGAGGCCUAUCUCUCUUACAGACAGAGGAAGAUCUACAGCACCGCCACGCAUGUGCCUGCUGAGCUGGGGAAGAUUAUGGACUCUGAGACUUUUGAAAAGUCACGCCUCUACCAGCUGGACAAGAGCAACUUCGGCUUCUGGUCUGGUCUUUACUCUGAGACAGAGGGAACGCUGGUUCUGCUGCUUGGAGGGAUCCCGUUCCUCUGGAAGAUCUCCGGAAGCCUGACCGGCCGAUUCGGCUUCGGCCCGGAGUACGAGAUCUCACAGUCGUUGGUGUUCUUGAUGCUGGCAACAUUAUUCAGCGCCAUUACGGGUCUGCCGUGGAGUCUGUACAGCACGUUCGUCAUCGAGGAGAAGCAUGGCUUCAACCAGCAGACGAUCGGCUUCUUCCUGAAAGAUGCUCUUAAGAAGUUUGCGGUGACCCAGUGCAUCCUGCUGCCCGUCACUUCUUUGCUGCUCUACAUCAUAAAGAUCGGCGGAGAUUAUUUCUUCAUCUACGCCUGGCUCUUCACACUCGUCGUUUCUCUGGUCUUGGUGACCAUCUAUGCUGACUACAUCGCCCCUCUGUUUGAUAAGUUCACCCCACUCCCAGAAGGAGAGCUGAAAUCAGACAUCGAAAGCAUGGCCAAGUCUAUCAGCUUCCCACUCACAAAGAUCUAUGUGGUAGAAGGCUCUAAAAGAUCCUCGCACAGCAACGCCUACUUCUACGGUUUCUUCAAGAACAAGCGCAUCGUGCUGUUCGACACGCUGCUGGAGGAUUACUCUCCUCUGAACAAAAAAACUGACGGAGAGUCCGGCACCGAAGAGGACAGCACAGAGGAGACAGCAGAGGAGACCAAGCCCCAGCCUAAACACAAGAAGCAAGGCUGCAGUAACUCAGAGGUUCUGGCGGUUCUUGGCCAUGAAUUGGGACAUUGGAAACUGGGCCACACAGUGAAGCACAUCAUCAUUAGCCAGGUAAACUCGUUCCUCUGCUUUUUCCUGUUUGCUGUUCUGAUUGGUCGGAAAGAGCUCUUCACGGCUUUUGGCUUCCACGACAACCAGCCGACUCUCAUCGGGCUGCUGAUCAUCUUCCAGUUUAUUUUCUCCCCCUACAAUGAGCUCUUGACGUUUUGCCUGACAGUGCUGAGUCGCAGAUUCGAGUUCCAAGCAGACGCCUUUGCGCGAGCCAUGGGUCGAUCGACUGAGCUUUGCUCAGCCCUCAUCAAGCUAAACAAAGACAACCUAGGCUUUCCUGUGGCUGAUUGGCUCUUCUCAAUGUGGCACUAUUCCCACCCUCCCCUGCUGGAGAGACUCAGGGCUAUCAAGGACGCAAAGAAACAAGACUGACGGUUCCACCAGGGGGCACCACAUUCACCAUCCGCCCCUCACAGGAAGGGCCUCCGGUGGCCGCUGCUUGCUGUCUGAAGAAGCUGAAAAGUCUCUCUCUCUCUCUCUCUCUCUCUCUCUCUCUCUCUCUCUCUCUCUCAAUAGUUGUUUCUUAUACCCUUAUCUUUCUAGGGUUUAUUUCACAAAUUUUUUGUACCCGUUUUAAUUAGUUAGAUUUAAUUGGACUUGUUUACAGUCUAAUGCUUCGGUGCAACGGGGACUCGAGAAAGAUCAUACUUUUUUUUUUUAUUAAGAAACAUCCCCUUCAUUUUACAUCCAAUCUCUAAUAAUUAUAUUUUCAAUAUCGCUGGCAUUGGAGCUUAAUUUGUUUCUGUGAGAGAGAUGAGCAUGAGGUAAAACACCUCGUUUAAACCUCGUCGGUGAUAAACACGCUGAAUGGCCUUUAAGCCAUUUGAAGGAAAAGAUUCGGACCAAUUCUGUAAAUAUGUAGUUGAUUGGUUCUUUUUUUUUUUUUUUUUUUAAAAGAAAGAAAAUUUAGAGCCACUUAGAAAAAAAAAAAGUUAUUGACAAAUGUUGAUAGGUCGAAAUCUGUUGAAAUUUUUACUCUGGAUUUUUUUUUUUCUUUUGAGUUGUUCUAGCAUAUGGCAGAGUGUGAAAAAGUGUGUGAGAGCAGAAAAGUGAUAAUUAUCCAAUCUCCUGCCGUUUUCAUCUUUUAAUUAACGACAUUAACAAGGAAGCCUCAUUGCUUGACAUCACCCUUGGUUUCUAAGUGUAUUUCAGUGCAGCCUUGAGGAAAAGGCUUUCAUUGCGGUGGAUUAAUGUUUGCAUGCUGGAGUUCAGAAUCCACUCACUCCCACCUCAUUGAUACCAAACGUGUCAGGUUAAAGAACACAAGAAAGGAUUAGAAAAGCAGGAUGAAGCCAUAACUGAGAAUUUGUUGAGAAAUUGUUACUAGGUUGAGGCAUCUCAGGAGUUCCAUAUAUAUCCCCCUUUUUGACAUUUGCAGUGUUUGAUCCAACGAUUGUGAAUGUACCAUCUCGUGAAUAAAAGUCAACAGCAAAUCUG